AUGCAUGCAAAUGCUAUAAAUAAUUACCAUGGACACCUAGAAAGAUGCAUUAUUCAGCAUUAUGUAUCCCAAUGUAAGGAUGGUACGCUCCAAAGUUGGAUCCACUCAGUGACUCGUUUGGAACACACAAAAGAUCUCACACUUGUAAACUACAUCCCUGCUACAAGGCGUUGCACAAGAGCUAGUUUGCUCAGCUUGCUCCCAGAUACAUUUUCACAUCAUAGCCUCACUUCACUAUCACUUUGUGGAUACACCCUAAUAGGUCCACGUGCCUUCAGCAAUUGCAAGAAUCUUAAGACCCUCAAGCUUAUAAACGUUGUCAUCUCACAAGCUAGUGUCCUUAGUGGAGUUUUAGCAGCUUGCUCCUCCCUCGAGGUGGUUGUGUUGAAAGUCAAUUUCCUAACCCCACGUGGUGUGUUGAAGAUUGAGAACAACAACUUGAAGUUCUUGCAAUUGUCUUUCCUUUACGAGAUUGAUAGGAUGGAAGUGUAUGCAACUUGUCUAGAUGUUCUAGACAUCAGGUGUAUCAAAGUUAAGAGAGACAACUUCAUCCUCGUUGCUCCCAAUAUCCAGGUUAACACAAAUGCUUGGUUGGAUGAUCACGGCUGUAUGGAUUGUCCUCACCUCUACUAUCAUGUAUCAUCAUAUCUCGCUCAGGAGGAAAAAAACAUUUGGCAUGAGCUUUUGGUGAGUGACUUUCAUGAUAUGAGACGGUCUGGGUGUUUAUCAGUGAGUGUAGAUUUAACUGAUCCGGAAGAAGUGGAGAUACUGAAGGAAGUUUUGCUUAUGUGGACCGAUCUUUUGAUGGAGUUUGAGAUCUUGUUCAAGAACAAGAAAUCUCCUAUAGAAGAAGGUGAAUGUUCUACUAACGACAGAACACAUGCAAAACCGUUCCUUAACGGUGAUUUAUGGUUUUAUAAUGUGUGGUUGUAUAAUUUUGAUGGUUCGAAUGAUGAAGAGUUUGCGUUUGCUUCACAUUUGUUGAUGCAAGAGACAGUGAUAAUUAAGAUGAUGAUCGAGACUUCUUCGUUUCCUCCGACGAAGAAGUUGAAUGCAGAAGCAGCUGUGGCCAAGUUGAUGGAACUUCCUAAACGUUACAAACAUUUUAUUGAAUGCUUCUGA
Molecule: messenger RNA, 1122 nt
Organism: Brassica napus (rape)
Lineage: Eukaryota; Viridiplantae; Streptophyta; Magnoliopsida; Brassicales; Brassicaceae
Product: F-box protein At3g60790-like
Exons: 4
Coding region: 1-1122 (373 amino acids)
Source: RefSeq, a predicted model, not a curated record